Pogona vitticeps (central bearded dragon) is the source of this 8433-nucleotide messenger RNA. The record is from RefSeq and is a predicted model, not a curated record. Lineage: Eukaryota; Metazoa; Chordata; Lepidosauria; Squamata; Agamidae.
UCUCCUAAUAGGCACCCUUGAGGAUAAUGCUCGGAAAUGCAGGGAAGCAUCUCCACAACAAGGAGUAACUUAGGAGGAACAGCAAACCCUGGCAGGUGAUGUAGACAAGACACGUACCAGGGAUCCCUCAAGAUGGUUGCCUUGUCACUCAAGAUCUGCGUCCGCCACUGCAAUGUGGUCAAGACUAUGCAGUUUGAGCCCUCGACGGCGGUCUACGACGCCUGCCGCGUGAUCCGCGAACGGGUCCCAGAGGCUCAAACCGGGCAAGCCUCUGAUUAUGGCUUGUUCCUGUCUGAUGAAGAUCCACGGAAAGGCAUCUGGCUGGAAGCAGGAAGGACCCUGGAUUACUACAUGCUGCGGAAUGGGGACAUUUUGGAAUACAAGAAGAAGCAGAGGCCGCAGAAAAUACGGAUGCUGGACGGCUCCGUGAAGACCGUGAUGGUGGACGACUCGAAAACAGUCGGGGAACUGCUGGUCACCAUUUGCAGCCGGAUAGGAAUAACCAAUUACGAAGAGUACUCUUUAAUCCAAGAAAGCAACGAAGAGAAAAAAGAGGAGAGCACAGGGACGCUGAAGAAGGACCGCACGCUAUUACGGGACGAGAAGAAAAUGGAGAAGCUGAAAGCGAAGCUGCACACAGAUGAUGACUUAAACUGGCUAGAUCACAGUCGGACGUUUCGGGAGCAAGGAGUGGACGAGAACGAGACGCUGCUGCUCAGGCGCAAGUUCUUCUAUUCGGACCAGAAUGUCGAUUCGAGAGACCCCGUCCAGCUCAACCUGUUGUAUGUCCAGGCCCGGGACGAUAUUCUGAACGGUUCCCAUCCCGUCUCCUUUGAGAAGGCGUGUGAAUUCGGAGGUUUCCAAGCGCAGAUCCAGUUUGGGCCUCACGUCGAGCACAAGCACAAGCCGGGGUUUCUCGAUCUAAAAGAAUUCCUUCCGAAAGAAUACAUCAAGCAAAGAGGGGCUGAGAAGAGGAUAUUUCAGGAACACAAAAACUGUGGCGAAAUGACGGAAAUCGAGGCCAAGGUGAAGUACGUGAAGUUGGCCCGCUCUCUGAGAACCUACGGGGUCUCCUUUUUCCUUGUUAAGGAAAAAAUGAAGGGGAAGAACAAGCUGGUCCCUCGCUUGCUGGGGAUCACCAAGGAGUCGGUGAUGCGCGUGGACGAAAAGACGAAGGAGGUCCUGCAGGAGUGGCCACUGACGACCGUCAAGCGCUGGGCAGCCUCGCCAAAAAGCUUCACUCUGGAUUUCGGUGAAUACCAAGAAAGCUACUACUCCGUCCAAACUACUGAAGGCGAGCAGAUUUCUCAGCUCAUUGCAGGUUACAUUGACAUCAUCCUCAAAAAGAAGCAAAGCAAAGACCGAUUUGGGCUUGAAGGGGACGAAGAAUCGACCAUGUUAGAAGAAUCCGUGUCACCUAAAAAGUCGACGAUCCUGCAGCAGCAGUUCAACCGUACGGGGAAGGUAGAGCACGGCUCUGUUGCCCUGCCGGCCGUCAUGCGCUCGGGCUCCACCGGGCCAGAGAUGUUCAACGUCGGGAGCAUGCCUUCUCCCCAACAGCAGGUCACGGUGGGGCAGAUGCACCGGGGCCACAUGCCCCCCUUGACCUCUGCCCAGCAAGCCUUGAUGGGCACCAUCAACACCAGUAUGCACGCCGUUCAGCAGGCCCAGGAUGACCUCACCGAAGUGGACAACCUCCCGCCCCUAGGGAACGACAUGGCAUCCAGAGUUUGGGUUCAGAACAAAGUGGAUGAAUCGAAGCAUGAAAUACACUCCCAGGUGGAUGCCAUCACAGCCGGGACGGCAUCGGUUGUGAACCUUACGGCAGGUGACCCCGUAGAUACUGACUACACAGCGGUGGGAUGCGCCAUCACCACCAUCUCUUCAAACCUCACGGAGAUGUCCAAAGGCGUCAAGCUUCUCGCUGCGCUGAUGGAUGACGAGGUUGGAAGCGGAGAAGACCUGCUGAAAGCUGCCCGGACCUUGGCAGGAGCUGUUUCGGACCUGCUGAAAGCUGUGGAGCCCACCUCUGGAGAGCCUCGCCAGACGGUCCUGACAGCCGCCGGGAGCAUCGGCCAAGCCAGCGGGGAGCUUCUCAGGCAGAUUGGGGAGAACGAGACUGACGAGCGGUUCCAGGAUGUGCUGAUGAGUCUCGCCAAAGCCGUUGCCAACGCGGCCGCCAUGCUGGUGCUGAAGGCCAAGAACGUGGCCCAGGUGGCGGAGGACGCCGUCCUGCAGAACCGAGUGAUUGCCGCCGCAACGCAGUGCGCGCUUUCCACUUCGCAGCUCGUGGCUUGUGCAAAGGUCGUGAGCCCGACCAUCAGUUCUCCCGUGUGCCAGGAGCAGCUGAUCGAAGCAGGGAAGCUGGUCGACCGCUCGGUGGAGAACUGCGUCCGGGCCUGCCAGGCAGCCACGGACGAUACAGAGCUGCUCAAGCAGGUUAGCGCAGCAGCCAGCGUGGUCAGCCAGGCCCUGAACGACCUCCUGCAGCACGUCCGGCAGUUUGCCAGCCGAGGGGAGCCCAUCGGACGCUACGACCAGGCCACCGACACCAUCAUGUGCGUCACCGAAAGCAUCUUCAGCUCCAUGGGAGAUGCUGGUGAAAUGGUGCGGCAGGCCCGGGUGCUCGCUCAAGCCACCUCGGAUCUGGUCAACGCCAUGAGGUCGGACGCGGAGGCGGAAAUCGAUAUGGAGAAUUCCAAGAAGCUUCUGGCGGCUGCAAAACUUCUGGCCGAUUCCACCGCUCGGAUGGUGGAAGCUGCAAAGGGAGCAGCGGCCAACCCAGAAAACGAAGACCAGCAACAGAGGCUUCGGGAAGCGGCCGAAGGGCUGCGGGUGGCUACCAACGCAGCGGCUCAGAAUGCCAUUAAGAAGAAAAUCGUGAACCGGCUAGAGGUGGCUGCUAAGCAAGCGGCCGCGGCCGCAACGCAGACCAUCGCCGCCUCGCAGAAUGCGGCCAUCUCAAACAAGAAUACAGCGGCUCACCAGCAGCUGGUCCAAAGCUGUAAGAACGUGGCUGACCACAUCCCGCAGCUUGUCCAGGGCGUGAGGGGCAGCCAGGCACAAGCGGAGGACUUGAGCGCUCAACUGGCCUUGAUAAACUCUAGCCAAAUCUUCCUCCAGCCAGGAAGCAAGAUGGUGGCUUCGGCGAAAGCAGCCGUGCCAACGGUGGGGGACCAGGCUGCGGCCAUGCAGCUGAGCCAGUGUGCGAAGAACUUGGCCACCAGCCUGGCUGAGCUGAGAACAGCCUCCCUUGAAAAAUGUGCUCAGGACCUGGGGAGCACCUCGAAAGCGGUGGGGUCAUCGAUGGCCCAGCUGCUGACCUGUGCAGCGCAAGGCAAUGAACAUUACACAGGUGUGGCCGCGAGGGAGACGGCGCAGGCCCUGAAGACUUUGGCUCAAGCCGCCCGGGGCGUCGCAGCAUCUACGAGCGACCCGGCGGCGGCACGCGCCAUGUUGGACUCUGCGCGGGACGUGAUGGAAGGCUCCGCGAUGCUCAUCCAGGAAGCCAAGCAGGCUUUGGUGGCUCCUGGCGAUGCCGAAAGCCAGCAGAGGCUGGCCCAGGUGGCCAAGGCGGUUUCACACUCGUUGAACAACUGCGUGAACUGUCUCCCGGGCCAAAAGGACGUGGACGUCGCCCUGAAGAGCAUCGGCGAGUCCAGCAAGAAGCUGCUGGUAGAAUCGCUGCCUCCCAGUUCAAAAUCCUUCCAAGAGGCGCAGAGCGAGCUCAACCAAGCGGCGGCGGAUCUGAACCAGUCGGCCGGGGAAGUCGUGCACGCCACGCGGGGCCAGAGCGGGGAGCUGGCGGCCGCCUCCGGGAAGUUCAGCGAGGAUUUCGAUGAGUUCCUCGACGCCGGGAUCGAGAUGGCCGGCCAAGCUCAGACGAAAGAGGACCAGAUCCAGGUCAUCGGGAACCUCAAAAACAUCUCCAUGGCUUCCAGCAAGCUGCUUCUGGCGGCCAAGUCUCUCUCGGUGGAUCCUGGUGCUCCUAACGCCAAGAAUCUCUUAGCAGCGGCUGCAAGGGCCGUGACGGAGAGCAUAAACCAGCUGAUCACCUUGUGUACUCAGCAAGCCCCGGGGCAGAAGGAGUGUGACAACGCUCUCCGGGAACUGGAGACCGUUAGAGGAAUGCUGGAAAGCCCUAACGAACCCGUGAGCGACCUCUCGUAUUUCGACUGCAUUGAAGGGGUCAUGGAAAACUCAAAGGUGCUUGGGGAGGCGAUGGCUGGGAUUUCUCAGAACGCCAAGACCGGCGACCUUCCCGUCUUUGGCGAGUGUGUCGGGGUGGCUUCGAAGGCCCUCUGUGGUCUCACGGAAGCAGCUGCUCAGGCUGCGUAUCUGGUCGGCAUCUCGGAUCCCAACAGCCAAGCUGGGCAGCAAGGCCUGGUGGAUCCCAUCCAGUUUGCCAGGGCCAAUCAGGCUAUCCAGAUGGCUUGUCAGAAUCUAGUGGAUCCCACGAGCAGCCCAUCCCAGGUCUUGUCGGCCGCCACCAUUGUGGCCAAGCACACCUCCGCCCUCUGCAACGCCUGCCGCCUCGCGUCGUCCAAGACCGCCAACCCGGUGGCCAAGCGGCACUUUGUCCAGUCUGCCAAGGAGGUGGCCAACAGCACGGCCAACCUGGUGAAAACCAUCAAGGCCUUAGAUGGGGAUUUCUCCGAAGACAACCGUAAUAAGUGCCGGAUCGCCACAGCCCCAUUGAUUGAAGCUGUGGAGAACUUAACGGCCUUUGCGUCAAACCCUGAGUUCGUUAGCAUCCCGGCCCAGAUCAGCGCGGAGGGCUCUCGUGCUCAAGAACCCAUCCUGACCGCAGCCCGGACGAUGCUGGAGAGUUCCUCGUCCUUGAUCAAGACGGCCCGCUCGCUGGCCAUCAACCCCAAGGACCCGUCGACCUGGUCCGUCCUGGCUGGACAUUCGCACACGGUGUCCGAGUCUAUUAAGAGCCUCAUCACUUCCAUUAGAGACAAAGCUCCUGGGCAGAGGGAGUGUGAUUCCUCCAUUGACGGGAUCAACAGGUGCGUCCGGGAAAUCGAGCAGGCCUCCCUUGCAGCCGUCAGCCAAAACCUGGCCACGCGGGACGACAUUUCUAUUGAGGCCCUGCAGGAGCAGCUGACCUCCGUUGUCCAGGAAAUCGGGCAUCUGAUCGACCCCAUCGCUACAGCCGCCCGGGGGGAAGCCGCUCAACUGGGACACAAGGUGAUGCAGCUGGCCGGCUACUUUGAGCCGCUGGUCCUUGCCGCCGUGGGCGUGGUCUCCAAAGUGAUGAGCCACCAGCAGCAAAUGAACCUCUUGGACCAGACCAAGACCCUGGCAGAGUCGGCCCUCCAGAUGCUUUACGCCGCCAAGGAGGGGGGAGGGAACCCCAAGGCCUCACACACGCAUGACGCCAUCACGGAAGCGGCUCAGCUGAUGAAGGAGGCUGUAGACGACAUCAUGGUCACCCUGAACGAAGCAGCCAGCGAAGUGGGCAUGGUGGGCAACAUGGUGGACUCCAUCGCCGAAGCCAUGAGCAAGCUGGAUGAGGGCACUCCACCAGAGCCCAAGGGAUCCUUUGUGGAUUACCAGACCACCGUGGUCAAAUACUCCAAAGCUAUCGCUGUCACAGCCCAAGAGAUGAUGACGAAGGCGGUGACGAAUCCUGAGGAGCUGGGAGGGCUGGCCUCGCAAAUGACCACGGACUAUGGCCAUUUGGCUUUCCAGGGACGAAUGGCGGCCGCCACCGCAGAACCCGAGGAGAUCGGGUUCCAGAUCCGAACACGGGUCCAGGAGCUGGGUCACAGUUGCAUCUUUCUGGUCCAGAAGGCUGGCGCCCUGCAGAUCUGCCCCACGGACAGUUACACCAAGAGGGAGCUGAUCGAGUGUGCCCGGGCGGUCAGCGAGAAGGUCUCGCUGGUGCUGUCGGCCCUGCAGGCAGGAAACAAAGGCACCCAGGCAUGCAUCACGGCCGCGAGCGCCGUGGCCGGCAUCAUUGCCGAUCUGGACACCACCAUCAUGUUCGCCACGGCCGGCACGCUGAACUCGGAGAACAACGAAUCCUUUGCAGACCACAGGGAAAAUAUUCUGAAGACAGCAAAAGCUUUGGUGGAAGAUACCAAACUUCUGGUCUCCGGAGCGGCUUCCAGUCAGGACCGGCUAGCGCAGGCGGCCCAGUCGUCAGCAAGCACCAUCACCCACCUGGCCGAGGUGGUGAAACUGGGGGCGGCCAGCCUGGGAUCCAAUGACCCGGAAACUCAGGUCGUGUUGAUCAAUGCCAUAAAAGACGUUGCCAAGGCCUUGUCGGAUCUGAUCGGUGCCACCAAAGGGGCGGCGAGCAAACCGGCCGACGAUCCCUCCAUGUACCAGCUAAAGGGGGCUGCCAAGGUGAUGGUCACAAACGUGACGUCGCUUCUGAAGACGGUGAAAGCUGUGGAAGAUGAAGCCACCAAAGGAACUCGAGCCCUGGAGGCGACAAUCGAAUACAUCAAGCAGGAACUCACGGUGUUUCAGUCGAAGGAGGUUCCCGAAAAGACCUCAUCGCCCGAGGAAUCGAUCCGGAUGACGAAAGGCAUCACCAUGGCAACGGCCAAAGCAGUGGCGGCUGGAAACUCCUGCCGGCAGGAGGACGUGAUUGCCACCGCCAACCUCAGCCGCAAAGCCGUGUCUGACAUGCUGACCGCUUGCAAGCAAGCUUCCUACCACCAUGACGUAAACGAGGAGGUCCGGGCCCGAGCACUCCGCUAUGGGACAGAAUGCACCUUGGCUUAUCUUGAGCUGCUGGAACAUGUCUUGACGAUUCUCCAGAAGCCGACCCCGGAGCUGAAGCACCAGCUGGCCGCCCUGUCAAAGAGGGUUGCAGGCGCCGUGACGGAGCUCAUCCAGUCGGCUGAAGCCAUGAAAGGCACCGAAUGGGUAGAUCCCGAGGACCCGACCGUGAUUGCCGAGACGGAGCUGCUGGGAGCCGCAGCCUCUAUUGAAGCAGCCGCCAAGAAGCUGGAGCAGCUGAAGCCGAGGGCCAAGCCCAAGCAGGCGGACGAGACGCUGGACUUCGAGGAGCAGAUCCUGGAAGCGGCCAAGUCCAUCGCAGCCGCCACCAGCGCCUUGGUCAAAUCGGCUUCUGCCGCCCAGAGGGAGCUAGUUGCCCAGGGGAAAGUUGGAGCCAUCCCCGCCAACGCAGCUGACGACGGUCAAUGGUCCCAAGGUCUUAUUUCGGCCGCGCGCAUGGUGGCCGCCGCAACCAGCAGCCUGUGCGAGGCGGCCAAUGCUUCCGUCCAGGGCCACGCCAGCGAGGAGAAGCUGAUCUCUUCCGCUAAGCAAGUGGCGGCGUCCACCGCUCAGCUGCUGGUGGCGUGCAAAGUGAAGGCCGAUCAAGACUCCGAGGCCAUGAGGAGGCUGCAGGCUGCGGGUAAUGCCGUCAAGCGCGCAUCGGACAACCUGGUGAGGGCCGCCCAGGCAGCAGCUUUUGGCAAAGCGGACGAUGACGACGUGGUGGUGAAGACCAAGUUUGUAGGAGGCAUUGCCCAGAUCAUUGCUGCCCAGGAGGAGAUGCUAAAGAAGGAGCGGGAACUGGAAGAGGCGAGGAAAAAACUGGCCCAGAUCCGCCAGCAGCAGUACAAAUUUCUCCCCACUGAGCUUCGAGAAGAUGAAGGCUAAGUUCGCCUCUUGGCUUUGCCCGAAAUCCAACUGAGCUGAAGGGGGGGCACGCGGCCGAGAGAGAGACUCUACUGAGCACUUACCGGAAUAGGUUUGGGGGCUGAGAGAGGGACAGGGGGAUGAUGGGCUGUUCUUUUCUCCGACUCCCCUUCAGCUACACCGUGUUGGCCAUCCAAGCUGGUGGGACAGUGUUAAUCCUUCCCCUUUCUGUACCUUGCCCUUAUUUGCUGUAUCUCAGGAGAGAGAGGAGAGAGAAGGAAGGAGAGAGGAUCCCAUUUUUUUAAUGAAAGAAGUGCUAAAGUCAGUAUUAUAUCAUAACCUGAAGUUUUGACCUAUUUAUUAUUCUCUUUGGCCUGAGUUUCAGGACUUUGCUAUUAUACUCCAUGGGGGAGGGGGAAACAGUAUUAAGAAGUCCGUGUUGCAAAUGGGAACCGGGAGUCUGUGUUGGCAUCGGGUUCCUGCCCCUUUCCCCUUCCGCCUGACCCAGAUGGCGGCGGUGGCGGCGGCCGCUGGAGGGCUGGAGAGCAAGCAGACUUCUGAAUGUGUUGGCCUGGCGGAACAGGGCUUGGGGUCCCCCCCCCUCCGGUAUACCCUCGGGUGGGUUCCCUCUUUUUAAAACGGCGUUGAUGAUGGAGGAACCCUUCUCAAUACCUGUUUGCACUAGUAAGAAGAAAUCAUUUCGGCACAUUGUCGGAGAACCACUCACUCUUGUACAACGUUUUGGGGAUUUGGGGGGAGGGGGGGUUGGCCCGCAAAGGAAUAGUACUGUUAUCCUCUUUGAGCUAUUAAACAAUCGAAGAAAGGCGA